Geodia barretti is the source of this 311-nucleotide messenger RNA. Lineage: Eukaryota; Metazoa; Porifera; Demospongiae; Tetractinellida; Geodiidae. The record is from the annotation of a GenBank genome assembly.
GCACAAAGUAUUUUUGUCUCCCUACUGGGCAUUUAUGAACUCCCUACAUACAGCAUGGAAAUUCUUAAUGGUAAACUGUUGAGUUGUUUGGCAUUUGUUAAUACGAGUGUACUUCCUGGUAGCUACGGGGUCUCACGUAUUGCUUCACACUGUUUGCUAUGUCGGUUAACACCACUUUGUAACCGGAAGGAUUGAACUGACAUUUCUUUACACGGUAGGUCAGCUUGUACCCAGCCCAUGCAAACAUUAAGCCGUGGGAGAUCAGCAGAGGACACAUGAAUGUCAGCUCUAGCUUGUCUGCUCCUAUAUCC